Penicillium verrucosum is the source of this 2877-nucleotide messenger RNA. RefSeq lists its product as uncharacterized. NCBI's taxonomy places the organism in Eukaryota, Fungi, Ascomycota, Eurotiomycetes, Eurotiales, Aspergillaceae. The transcript has 8 exons. Gene Ontology annotation, molecular function: zinc ion binding; DNA binding; DNA-binding transcription factor activity, RNA polymerase II-specific. Gene Ontology annotation, biological process: DNA-templated transcription; regulation of DNA-templated transcription. The record is from RefSeq and is a predicted model, not a curated record. The annotation marks the transcript as partial.
GCGAACAUGCAGCCUGUGGCGGGGCCCUCCAACCCGUCUAGCACCACCCAACCGCGAAGGUCGCCCUCAGCGACAGGAAAUCCACAGAUUACCAGGAAACGUGUGAUAUAUAGCUGUCAAACGUGUCGUCGGCGCAAAGUCAAAUGCGACAAGACACUUCCAGUGUGUGGAAACUGCGCGAAAAACAGUACCGAGUGCGCCUACGACACGGAGCCACAUCAAGAUGACGCGCGACCCAACCGCACCCGCCGGGCGAAUAGAACCAAACGGCAGAGAGAGAUUGGGCACACGGAGGAAAAUGCAAAUGAACACCUGCCGACAUAUGAGACUUUGAGGCAGACGUCAUCAUCAAAUGGCCAGAAAACAGAUUUGACCGCAGUUGAAGCCCAUCUGGCUCAACUUGUAUCGCUUGUUGAGCGGCUACGGAAGGAUAACCAGGCUCACGAAUCAACGGAGAUGCAACUAGCUGUAUCAAACCCUGGCCUGGAAACGGCGCCGAUGAAAGAGGGCAAUUUUCGGAUGGAAUCGGUCGUCGAGGAAUCGGGUAGUCCGUCUAGCGCUGCUGCUGAUUGUAGCAGCGAUGAUUUUCCCAUCCCAAAGGGUCAGACUACAGAUUUGGUUGAUCCACUGGAAACUUCAAACUUGGGACACAUGUCAUUGGGGGAUGGAGGGAGGUCAAGAUACGUUGGAACGACGUAUUGGGCUUACAUUUCUCAUGAAAUGGAGGAACUCAAUCAAUUGCUCGGAAACCAGAAUCAGUCGCACGAUUUAGCGGCAUGUAGUGAUACCGCAACCGAGGUUUCCAGCAAGCGAAGACGGCGCAAAGGAUCGAUAAGCAGCCACACCACCAGCCAAACAACGGGCUCUCCCUUUCCGCUCGGCUUCUCAGAGCCGAUUCAGAAAGCUGUCUGCAUACCAUCGGCCUAUUUAUCACCGAAUGAUAAAGCGGUCGAGCCAUAUAUGCUUGAGCAUGUUCCGACGAAAUGGCAGAGUGACAUUCUCUACAAGGCAUUCAUGUCUGGUGUUCACUCGCUAAGCCCUAUUAUUCACCCACCGAUGAUCUUAAACCUAUACAAAGCCUUUUGGGACUGGUAUGACUGCAGAAGCUAUACGGGGGAGCCAUGCCCUAGUCCUUCUUUUAUUCCACUCCUAUACGCGAUAUGGUUUGGAGGCUCAGUUUCUAUCUCCAUGAGAACAAUGGAGACAGAGUUUAAUACUUCCUCACGAGCUGUGCUCUCGACAAAAUAUAGCGAGGAAGUCACUUGUUGGUUGGCCAAGAUCUCGUUUCCCCAUAGCGUCACACUCCACGGUUUGGCGGCCUAUCUUAUUGCGCAGACAAUAUUGUCAAGAGAGGAAGAACCCUUGGCAAGUAGUUUGUUUGUUAGUUUAGCAGUGAGAGUGGCGCAGACCUUGGGGUUACAUCGGGAUCCCGCCCAUUUUAAUAUCGACCCAUGGGAGGCAGAGUUCCGACGCCGAUUGUGGUGGCAUAUCAUGCAUAUGGAUGCCGUUAUCGCGAUGUCGAGUGGGCUUCCGCCAUUGCUUACUGAUACUACUUACUGGGAUGUUCGCGAGACGAGCGAGGUCAAGGACACCUUGUUGGGUACUACCGAAGCCAAACAGUAUGAACAGUUGGUUGCCAACGGUCAGCGGCCACCUGAUAAUCCAGACAACCCCGAUGUCUGUGGUGGGCCGUCGACAGUGAACGUGUAUUAUCUGAACGCAAAGGCCAAAUGUAUAAUGGCCCAGUCUGUUCGUAGAAUACUAAAGAUUCAGCUGGGCACGAAACCUCUAACAAGAGGGGAUAUGGUGGAGCUCCGCUCUGUCCUUCACGAUCUUCAAGUCAAGCUCAACUCCAUCAUAAGCAGAAUUCCACAGACAACGGCAACCGAAAUACCAACAGCGUCUUCAAAAAGGUCUCAUUCAACCGCGGCGGAACUUCCCAUUGAAGGUCCGUCUGGCUGCUCGGAGCAAUAUCAUUCAGUAGUCCUCGUCGCCUUUCAUAAAUGGGCCAGGAUUAUCUUGUCGUUGUUCAUUGAUAAGGCAUUUUGUGUUGCAUACCAACCAUUCCUCAGAAAUCCUCGAAGUCGGAUCUGGCCCGUAGCACGCCAAAGUGCGCUACGCCAUUGUUACGCAUUCAUGGAGAAGUUCAUCCGAUUGGCCACGGAUCCUGACUUUCAGCCGUUCCAAUGGGGCUGGCCGGGGAAUCACCAGCCUAUGCAUGCAAUGAUGAUUAUUCUCAUCGACUUGUACGAACGACCAUAUAGCCCCGAGGCCUCCGUGUCCCGCGGAUUUGUUGAUCAAAUUCUGUCUCUUUCUGGACCAGACGGGGGCGUUGUAAGUGGCGGAGAUGACAUCUUCACGCAACGUCCAUUGAGGAAUGGAGGCCGAGAGGCCUGGGGCAUGAUCCGUCGUCUGCGCCAAAAGGCCUGGCAGAAAGCCGGCCUGGACCCAACAUUGCCGGGGACGGGACAAGAUUGGUCAACUGAGUCUGAUUUUGCAAAUGCUUCUCACUUCAAAUCCAUGUCAUCCGCAACCGUGGCCGCGCCUACUACUAGCGCAGCUGCGACUACCGCCCUCUCGUCAUACGAUGAAGCAUUUGCCCCCAGCCCAACCUUUGCUCGUUCCUCCGCCGCUACUAUAUCGACUCAACAAUCCCUUGUUGACUCUGCUAGGGUGAACUUUCUGGAAACUGCCGACUCGGGCAUAUUACCCGAUUCGGAGCCUUCUGUCCCCUUUAUGAUCGACCCGAGUCUAAAUUUUGACUGGGGUGAAUGGGACAAUAUCUUUGGGCAAUCUUUACCCGUUGCAGAUGAGCUCAUGGAACUCGAUCAAGUCACGGGGUUUGCAUUUGCGGAUCUAGAAAAUGGUGCUAUGUGA